This is a messenger RNA of Arachis duranensis, 2963 nucleotides long. Its product is annotated as protein HAPLESS 2. Bases 789 to 2798 code for a protein of 669 amino acids. Lineage: Eukaryota; Viridiplantae; Streptophyta; Magnoliopsida; Fabales; Fabaceae. The transcript has 19 exons. The record is from RefSeq and is a predicted model, not a curated record.
AAGAUCAUCAAAAUUCUAAAAAAUUCUACAAAUAUAUAGAUAAUCAAUAAAAGACAAUUGACAGCAUCACACACCGGACUCUCCUCAACUUCACAGGAAUAUGGAGUAUGAGUCUAUGACCUGAUUGAUGAGAUGUUGAGUGUCUCUUGUGGUGGUGAAGCUCUCUGUCUGUCAUGAUCUGAAACCAAUGGCUGACUCGACGAGUCAAAGAGAUUUCGGCGAUUCGAAUUUUUGUGUGGUUUUCCAGAGUCAAUUUCAAGAAUCCCCGCGCUUCUUUCAUCAUCCAUGCUACAAGUCUUUGUCCAUGAUCUUCGUUGAGUCCACGAUCGUUCUAUCUCUCGAUUGCCAAUGGGGACAUGGGAUCUAGAACCAUUUCUCUACAAUAAUGACAUGAAUGCUCUGAGGAGUUAAAUCGCUAAAUUUGUUGCCGGAAGAGUAAAACUAUAAAAAAAGACAAAAGAAAAAAAAUAGGAGUGAUAGUGACACUAUCACAAAAACGGAUAAAUCAAACCCUAACCAAGCCAAAACUCAGAACCAGAACCCUUUCUCCUCAUCUCCUCUCACCUCUCUCUCACUGCUCGCCCAUCCAGCGGCAUGUUGUUUCCCUAACUCUGUCUCCGCUGCGUGCUCCCCUGCCUGGCGUCAUCUUCUCCCUUGACUGAGAUGCUUCAUUUGUGGUUGUUUGUGAAAGUGCUUUCCCGACAUGUCUCGUAUUUUCUAGCGGCACUGCUUCCUCUAUCCUUUAGCAGAUUUGAUUCUCUGGCUUCUUAUGGUUCCUUGGCCUUCACAUGGCCGCUGCAGUCCAAAUCAUUUCCAAGUCAAAACUGGAAAAAUGCGAAAAAAACUCCAACUCUGACGACAACCUUAAUUGCACCACAAAAAUCGUGGUCAACAUGGCUGUUCCGAGUGGCUCAAGUGGAGGAGAGGCAUCCAUUGUUGCAGAGUUAGUGGAGGUGGAGGAAAACUCAACCACCAAGAUGCAAACGCUGCGGAUUCCACCUAUCAUAACUGUGAAUAAAUCUGCUGCUUUUGCAUUGUAUCAGUUAUCAUACAUACGGGAUGUUCCUUAUAAACCUGAAGAGUACUAUGUUAGGACACGAAAGUGUGAGCCAGAUGCUAGUUCAAAUGUUGUUAAGAUAUGCGAAAGAUUGCGGGAUGAAGAAGGUCAUAUAAUUGAAAAAACUCAGCCAAUAUGUUGUCCAUGUGGACCACAACGACGGAUGCCUUCAUCAUGUGGAAACUUCUUUGAUAAAUUGACAAAAGGAAAGGCCAACACGGCACAUUGUGUGCGCUUUCCAGGUGAGUGGUUUCAUGUAUUUGGUAUUGGACGGCAAACCUUGGAAUUUAGUAUUCGAAUACAGGUCAAGAGUGGGAACAAAGUUUCGGAAGUGAUUGUGGGUCCUGAAAACAAAACAGUGACAUCUCAAGAUAAAUUUUUGAGGGUUAAUCUUAUCGGAGAUUUUGUUGGGUAUACAAGUAUACCAUCUUUUGAGAAUUUCUAUCUUGUUGUACCAAGACGGGGUGGCCCUGGUCAGCCGCAGGAAUUGGGAAGAAAUAUAUCAAUGUGGAUGCUACUUGAAAGAGUUAGAUUUACUUUAGAUGGUUUUGAAUGUAACAAAAUUGGUGUUAGUUAUGAAGCUUUCAAUCAACAACCAAACUUUUGCUCUUCACCCUAUUGGAGUUGUUUGCACAAUCAACUCUGGAAUUAUUGGGAGGCUGAUUUGAACCGCCUAAGUAGGAACCAGACGCCACUCUAUGGUUUGGAAGGACAAUUUGAAAGGAUAAAUCAGCAUCCAAAUGCAGGGGGUUAUUCUUUCUCCAUAGGAAUUACAGAGGUUCUUAAUACAAACCUUGUGAUAGAAUUAAGUGCCAAUGAUGUAGAGUACGUUUAUCAAAGGAGUCCUGGAAAGAUUCUCAGUGUUAGUAUCCCUACAUUUGAAGCUUUAACUCAAUUUGGAGUUGCUACAAUCACUACUAAGAAUACUGGUGAUGUGGAAGCAUCAUAUAGUUUGACGUUUAAUUGCUCCAAGGAUGUCACCUUAAUGGAGGUAUUAUUUAAAACAUAUAUGAUGUCUAUACUAAAAGAUUCUGAUUAUAGCGAAGUUGAUAGAGCUGAAUGUCAGUUUACUACUAUGGCAACUGUUCUUGAUAAUGGAACCCAAGGAAUGCCUUUUCAACCACCAGAGAAUGACAUUGGUUUCUUUGAUUCUAUUGAGCACAUGUGGACCAAACUAUGGACAAGCUUUGUAGACUUUGUUACUGGAAAAUCUUGCAGGCAAAAAUGCUCUGGUUUCUUUGACUUCAAGUGCCACAUACAAUAUGUAUGCUUGAGUUGGAUAUUAAUGUUUGGUUUAUUUCUAGCAAUAUUUCCAGCAGGGAUUGUGGUAUUAUGGCUUUUGCAUGAGGAAGGUCUAUUUGACCCUAUUUAUUACUGGUGCGACGACACCUUUGUCGACGAUCAAAUCAUGGAUAAACAGAACUACAAAUAUGACAAAAGACACCACCAUAGACAAGAAGCUAAGCACCCUAAGCAUGGUUCCCAACAUAGGCAAAGGACUAGUUAUGAGCCCAAGCAUAAGCAAAGGCAUAAGCAUUCUGAAGGAGAGUCUGGUAGUUUUGAUCAUUUGCAUCAUGUUCAGAAAGAAAAUCACAAGCAUGGACACAAGAAGAAUAAAGAUAUCAUGUUGCAUAAUGUUGACAAUCGUGCUCAUCAUAAGCGUAAGAGAAAUCGAGACACUUCAAUAGGAUUAGUCAAGGAGAUGAAGCUGAAUCGUGACGAACACAAACAAGAGUUGUAGAUGAACUAGAGUCUAUGCAAAGAAAGUUGUUAUUAUUUUCAGUAUUAGACACUGCAAUGCUUAGUGCAACUUUUUAGCACCCUUUCCUAGUUAGACAUCAUAAAUCUCCUAUUAUAUUUUCUAAUAGAAUGGGGAACAGAAAUUAAAGAAGAAAGUUAUUGAAAG